Jatropha curcas is the source of this 1342-nucleotide messenger RNA. RefSeq names its product pseudo-response regulator 6 (gene APRR6). Gene Ontology annotation, molecular function: DNA binding. The record is from RefSeq and is a predicted model, not a curated record. NCBI's taxonomy places the organism in Eukaryota, Viridiplantae, Streptophyta, Magnoliopsida, Malpighiales, Euphorbiaceae. Gene Ontology annotation, biological process: phosphorelay signal transduction system; cytokinin-activated signaling pathway.
UCAAUUGCCCUAUCAAUGGUUAAAGAACAAAAGACCAGAUUCAAACUUGCCAUGGCUGCUACGAACCUGCCUGAUAUGGACACUAUUGCAUUUCUUCAUGUACUGAACGAGUACAAUAUUCCUGUCAUUUUAAUGUCGUCCGAAAGAAGUAUAAGUGUUGUUAUAAAGUCGAUAGCUGAAGGGGCAACUUUUUAUCUCCAGAAACCAAUUUUCUUUGAUGAUCUGAAAUAUGUUUGGCAACAUGCAUAUAGGAAGAAAAAAACUCCAACAGACAGUCAACAAGAUCAGGGUGAUGCUCAGAAAUCUACUGAUAAACAAAUCAUGGAAGAAAAUAAAAAGAUAGCAACAGAAGAGAAAGAAAAUAAAGAAAACAAGAACAAUAAUAAUUCAACUGAAAAGAAGUCAAGAAUUCUUUGGACUCCAGAGCUUCACAUGAAAUUUACAGCAGCUAUUAGCGAAUUAGGCGAUAAGAAAGCUCGUCCAAAACCAAUAUUAGAGAUUAUGAAAGUGCCCAAUUUGACACAGCGCCAAGUUGCCAGCCAUCUCCAGAAAUAUAAAUCUCAAGUGCAGCGUAUUUGUGAAGCUGGCACCGCUAAUUUACCAGCAUUGAGUAAACCAUAUAAUAAUUUCUAUGCCAGAAUUCUAGAAAAACUUGACAACAAGACUACUCCUAACUGCGGAUUCAGGAUACCCAGUGGAAAGACACCGGAGCUUAAUUAUUUGAAAGGACAGUGCAUGACCAUUCCUUCAGGCAAAGAGACCAAUGAAUUCAAAGUUCCUAAAGCAGUCUCCAUGGAUGGGAUCGAGAAGCUGGCUUCUGUAGAAGUUUCUAAUGCUAAAACAGCCAUUGAUCAACCUUAUGCCAAUAAUUCUCUACCAAACUUCGAUGAAUGGAGUCGAGAAUUGGAGAUGAUGCCAAUUUUAGAUCCUUCGAUGGAAGUUCCUGAAUUAGACAAGAUUUUGACAAGUUCAGAUGAUGCUUCAAAUAAUAUGGAGGCUCCAAGAAAUAUUUCAUCUCCUCCUGCGAGUACAGUGAAUGAAGACCAACCUUCUCUGCUAAAGUUUGCUGAUGAUCUAUUGAAUAUAAUGGAGGAAGAACCGGCCACCGGAGAACCAAAUCCAAGUGACGUGGAUCGCUACUGUGAGUGGCUAAUUUCCUAGGUAGAGAAAAAUUAUGAUAAUAAAGGCAUGAAAAACGCUUGCUUAUGCCCGGUCUAGUUUUGUCGUUUUCAAAGUUUUAUGGAUAAAAUAUUGGAAUUUUAUAUGUUUAGGGUUACGGUCCCGUCUAAUAAUUUUAUGGUAUCAAAUAAUCAAUAUAUUCAAAAUUGUGUUUUUUAGUACA